AUGGCAUCCUCAACACCCGCCCUCUCCUCGCAAGGCGACAACAACACGUGCCACACGUGCCGCAGCAACACAACCAACCCCGUCUCGCCGACCAGCCAGGGCUUUGACCGCCCAGCACUCAUCCGCGCCGAUUCGUCUCCAGCGGAGGCUCGUUCGCCGCAGCCGGGCCUGGCUCCGCCGCCUCCGUCCUUCGGCUUCCAGAGAGCUCCGAUCGACCCUUCCAAGGUCGUCUGCCUCGGCCCUCUGCCGGGCAACGUCACCUUGCCAGGCUACAGUCCCGACCCGCGCCUUCGCGGCCUCGACGUGCCGAGGUCUUCUACGCCGGGCAGCAACUGGUCGCCGGGCAACACGGCGGUGAGCAGCAACCGCAGUGAGAGCUGCGAGCAGCAGCAGCAGCAGGCGAACCGUGGCGGCUUGGGAACGCUGCCGGAGCAUCAACGUAUCGACGCCGAUUUGGAGAUGGUGCAUGUUCCGCAAAUGGCGGAAAGGCGAUAUAGCUGGGAGGAGGAGAGGUCGCAUGGUACACGGGAAUCAUAG
This is a messenger RNA of Verticillium alfalfae VaMs.102, 537 nucleotides long. RefSeq lists its product with no specific name. The coding region runs from base 1 to 537 and encodes 178 amino acids. The transcript has a single exon. NCBI's taxonomy places the organism in Eukaryota, Fungi, Ascomycota, Sordariomycetes, Glomerellales, Plectosphaerellaceae. The record is from RefSeq and is a predicted model, not a curated record.